UUUGCCGGAGUCCCGGGAGCUGUCAAUCAAUCGUCUCGUAGGGGGAGACUGUAGGGGGAUGAUGGGUUUUGCAGCGGUCAUGGUCAGCGCAGUCCCGCAGCUCGUUCUGCAGCAUGUGGUCAGGAGGAAUCAUUUAGCAAGGAAAUUAAUGAGACUGGCAGCAACUUACGUGAGCAGUGCUAAAGAUUCUGGCCUUUCGUACCAAGCAGCAGUGUGCACUGAGCUGAAGAAACCAUUAGUGAUCCAGAAGCUGCCUUCACUUCCACUCAAACCCACUGAGGUGCGUGUGGAUGUUCAUUACUGUGGUGUGAACUUUGCUGAUUUUCUGAUAUGUCGGGGCCUGUAUCAAGAGCAGCCUCCAAUGCCCUUCACUCCAGGAAUGGAGUUCACAGGGUCUGUGCUGGAGGUUGGUCCCAAUGUCACAGCGAUUCACAAGGGAGACCGUGUGAUCGGUGUGAGUUCUACUGGGGCAAUGGCAGAACAGUGCGUUGUUGACCACACGAUGCUGUGGCCCAUUGGAGAGGAGAUCCCCUAUGAAGUGGCUGCUGCUCUCCCAGUUUCAUAUGGCACAGUGAUUCUGGCACUGCAGCACCGAGCGAAGACAAGGCCAGGGGAGACAGUUCUCAUUACGGCAGCCGCUGGUGCAGCUGGACUUGCAGCUGUGGAUUCUGCAUCCCAUGUUCUAAACACUAAGGUCAUUGCAGCUGCUGGGACUGAUGAGAAGUGUGAACUGGCAGUGCAGAAGGGUGCUGUGGCAAGCAUCAAUUAUACUACAAAGAACUUGAAGGAGGAGGUGAAAAAGCUGACUGCAAACAAAGGGGUGAAUGUGGUCUUCGAUGCCGUUGGAGGAGACAUAUUCAAGGAUGCCUUCAGCAGCCUAGCCUGGGAAGGCAGAAUCGUGGUUGUCGGAUUUGCUGGCGGAAAUAUACCGUCUGUGCCAGCUAACCUUCUGCUUCUCAAGAACGUGGCAGCCAUGGGUGUUUAUUGGGGAAGAUACCAACAUCAAGAUUUCCCAGUCUUCUCUAGGUCCAUCAUGUCUGCAGUCCAGUACUGUCAGGAAGGAAGGAUCAAACCUCGGGUUGGGGCUGUUUAUAAACUGCAACAGUGCAGUUUUCGGGCCAGCUUUGUGAGGACGCGCUGCUCGGACGCCCGAGAGACAAGCACAAUUUUUGCCUUGAGCUCGGGUCAGGGCAGGUGCGGGGUCGCUGUCAUCCGAGUGAGCGGCCCCGGCAGCAGCGAGACGCUGGUCCGCCUGACUGGCCGGAGAGCUCUUCCGCCGGCCAGAGCCGCUGCCCUCCGGCCGCUGCUGGACCCCGGGACCGGGGAGCGCCUGGACACGGCGCUGGUGCUGUGGUUCCCGGGACCUCGCAGUUACACCGGCGAGGAUUGCUGCGAGCUCCAUGUCCACGGGGGGCCGGCGGUGGUCGGCGGAGUCCUCCGAGCCCUGGGAGACCUGCCCGGGCUGCGGCCGGCGGAGGCAGGCGAGUUCACGAAACGCGCCUUCCUCAACGGGAAGCUGGACCUGACCGAGGUCGAGGGGCUCGGAGACCUCAUUCACGCCGAGACCGAAGCCCAGAGGAGGCAGGCUCUGCGGCAGAUGUCCGGCGACCUGGGGCACCUGUACCGCGGCUGGAGCGAGAGGUUAACGCGGUGCCUGGCCCAUGCAGAGGCUUACAUCGAUUUCAGCGAAGACGGCAACAUCGAGGAGGGAGUCCUCGACAGCGUGGACGGCGAUGUGCGAGCUCUGCAGCGGGAGAUCGACCGGCACCUCGGCGACAGGCGCCGCGGCGAGAGGCUAAGGAGCGGAGUCCAUGUAGCAAUUGUCGGGCCGCCGAACGCGGGAAAAAGUAGCCUUCUGAACCGCAUCUGCCAGAAACCCGCCGCUAUCGUCUCCCCCGCGGCCGGGACCACCCGGGACGUGGUGGAGGCGGCCCUGAAUCUCGGAGGCUAUCCCGUUCUCCUGUGCGACACCGCGGGACUCCGAGAGACUCCCGACCCCGUGGAGCGGGAGGGCGUGAGGCGCGCCCGGGAAAGGUUUCGCCAGGCGGACGUGGCGCUCUUCGUGCUGGACGCCGCGGAACUGGUCUCGGAGCCGUCCGGCGCGGUGCCGCGUUUGCUCCGAGGCCAUCCGAGCGAGGUGGCCGUGCGUGAACCUGACGAGCGUCCAGCUCCAGCCGGGAGCCCGGCGGUGGCGGACUCGAUCGUGGUCUGCAACAAGACCGAUCUCGUUCAGCCAGAGGAGCUGGAGACGCUGCGCUUGGUUCUGAAAGAACAGGGGCUCGCUCGGGUGUGCCUGCUGUCAUGCAAGACCGGCAGCGGCUUUGACGACUUCUUGCGCCUCCUGGGAGAACAAGUCGAAAAAAUGUGUGGGAAUCCGUUGGCCGGCAGCCCCAGUUUAACUCAGGCCCGUCACCGGCUGCACCUGCAGAACUGCACCCGUGCUCUGACGGAGUAUUGCCAGUACCGAGAGUUGGAUCUCGUCCUGGCAACGGAGCAGCUGAGAGUAGCCUUAAGACAACUAGGAAAGAUCACUGGGAAGAUUGGAGCCGAAGAAAUCCUGGAAGUCAUAUUCAGGGAUUUCUGCAUUGGAAAAUGAAACUUCUGGAGAAAGAGCUUUUAAACUCGUCCAGUGUCAUUGAGACUUUACAUGGGGUGGGGAGCAGCACUCCAACUUUUGGGGACAGACUAAGAUGGGGGCUGGAUUGCAGCGGGCAAACAACCCUUGCAGAACAUCAUGAAUCACUUCAAAUGUUACAGACUCCUCAAGCUAAGUGGCAUUGAAUAAAAGCCAAGAGAGAAUCUAUUACUGCAGGAACUAUUAAUGUAUUCACAACCUCCAUUGACUUUAGUAGCUCACAGACAUUUUAAUUGGGAUUCACUGAUUGAACAGCAGGCAUCUAUUUUCAUUUUUUUAAAAAAAACUUUAUUUUACAUAUAAAGCAAUACACAUCAAGAUGAAACAAAAAAAUGACUGUCAUGCCAUUUAAAUAUAAUUAAAUUCAGAUGUUAAAUCAAGUAGAGUUUAAAAAUAAUGAGAUGGUAAAUUGACUUCCUCUGUCACAUAAAGACAUGAGUAAUCAGUUUCUGAAUUGUGCAGAGCAGGAAGAUUUCAGAUUUGAUUCACUCUGUGCUGAGUUAUAUUAUCCAAGAGGAGUAGUUGGCACUGCUACAGUUAGCUGUCUGGAGUUAGGAAGAGGAGAAAAGCAAAUGGACAGGAUUCCCGUUCUUCCCUGUUAUCGAGCACUGGAAAUCUGAAUAAACACCAAAAGCACUGCGGAUGCUGCAAGUCAGAAACCUGGAAAUCUGAAGGCUGGGAAAUGAAUACCAUGAGCUUGAUCACAUAGCCAGUUGCACUUGUUUCUGAUGGGCACAAGUGGAUAAUUGAAACAAGAACCAGAGGACGUGUAUCUUCUGUAGAGCUGAACCCCAGUUAAUGCCUCCAGGGGACGAGAGGGUAUGAGUAGAGGAAAGUGGUAAAGGAGAGGUACAGUGUUAAAGCAAAAAAAAGUCUCAAAUCAGAAUAAGACCUAUUUGCUAAUACUGACUUAUGGAAAUAAAACAAGCUGGUGUUUCAAAUAAGAAUCGAUUCCUGACCCAUUUUGUAAAAUG
This is a messenger RNA of Rhincodon typus (whale shark), 3609 nucleotides long. It is a transcript of the gene gtpbp3, whose product is annotated as GTP binding protein 3, mitochondrial. The transcript has 10 exons. Gene Ontology annotation, biological process: tRNA methylation; tRNA wobble uridine modification. Gene Ontology annotation, molecular function: oxidoreductase activity; GTP binding; protein binding. The coding region runs from base 59 to 2596 and encodes 845 amino acids. Gene Ontology annotation, cellular component: mitochondrion; cytoplasm. The record is from RefSeq and is a predicted model, not a curated record. Lineage: Eukaryota; Metazoa; Chordata; Chondrichthyes; Orectolobiformes; Rhincodontidae.